Molecule: messenger RNA, 411 nt
Organism: Maudiozyma barnettii
Lineage: Eukaryota; Fungi; Ascomycota; Saccharomycetes; Saccharomycetales; Saccharomycetaceae
Gene: RPS17B
Product: 40S ribosomal protein eS17
Exons: 2
Coding region: 1-411 (136 amino acids)
Biological process (GO): translation
Cellular component (GO): ribosome
Molecular function (GO): structural constituent of ribosome
Source: RefSeq, a predicted model, not a curated record
AUGGGUAGAGUUAGAACUAAAACCGUCAAGCGUGCCUCCAAGGCUCUUAUCGAACGUUACUAUCCAAAGUUGACUCUAGAUUUCCAAACUAACAAGAGACUUUGUGAUGAAAUCGCUACUAUCCAAUCCAAGAGAUUGAGAAACAAGAUUGCUGGUUACACCACUCACCUAAUGAAGAGAAUUCAAAAGGGUCCAGUUAGAGGUAUUUCCUUCAAGUUGCAAGAAGAAGAAAGAGAAAGAAAGGAUCAAUACGUUCCAGCUGUUUCUGCUUUGGACUUGUCUCACUCUAAGGGUGUCUUGAACGUCGACAAGCAAACUGCCGAAUUAGUUAAGGCUCUAGGUAUGAAGCUACCAUUAUCUGUCAUUAACGUUUCUGCUAACAGAGAAAGACGUUUCAACAAGAGAGCUUAA